Babesia microti strain RI is the source of this 519-nucleotide messenger RNA. RefSeq lists its product as hypothetical. The transcript has 2 exons. Bases 1 to 519 code for a protein of 172 amino acids. Lineage: Eukaryota; Apicomplexa; Aconoidasida; Piroplasmida; Babesiidae. The record is from RefSeq and is a predicted model, not a curated record.
AUGCCCCCUAGGAGUAAAUUUAAAUUUGCUCUGGCCGGAAAUUAUUUCACCAAGUGGCCAAACUCAACUAAGGAAAUACAGGAAUCUGUUGGCAAGAAGCUCAAUUUGAUUGAAUCAGAGCUUGUAAAGGGGGUAAAUCAAGUAACUGAAUUGCUGGAAAGAGACGAGCUUUCAUUUGUUGUAAUUUGUCAUGUGAAGAGAUUCUCAGUGAUGGUACAACAUUUGCCUUAUAUGUGCAAUAGGUACUCAACUUUAUGCAUCGCAUUUGUUGAUUAUUGUACAUCACUAGAGUAUGAAGCAGUUGCACUUGAAAAGUGUAAACUAGAUAAAGUUUCCGUGGGUAAAGAAAUAAUGUCAAUAAUUAGCGCCAAUGUAACCCCAGCGAAUUGUCCUCUUAUAUUGUCUCCUUACAUAAAAUAUACACCAGUGGAGCUUGUUGCAAAGAUAAGGGGGGAUUAUGUACCAAAUGUCGAAGAUGAUAAGAAAUUAAACGAGGAAAACAGUACCUCUCUCAAGUAA